Molecule: messenger RNA, 1340 nt
Organism: Cricetulus griseus (Chinese hamster)
Lineage: Eukaryota; Metazoa; Chordata; Mammalia; Rodentia; Cricetidae
Source: RefSeq, a predicted model, not a curated record
GUUGCCUGUUCUUUUGAUUGAUAGGUGUGGCAGGACUUUAUGUUUGCCUGUGCCCUUUAUCCAGUUGAGCAGAACUUCCUGAAGUCAGUGAGAGCCGAAGUUACUUACCAGAUCAGGAGACUCAAAUCUCACCCCUGCAUCAUUAUUUGGAGUGGCAAUAAUGAGAACGAAGUGGCACUGAGGAUGAACUGGUUUCAGACAUCCUUUGACUUGGAAACCUACUUUAAGGACUACGUAAACCUCUAUGUGAGAAACAUCAGAGAGAUUGUCUUACAAGAAGACAAGAGCCGUCCUUUUAUUGCAUCCAGCCCUACCAAUGGGGCCAAAACUGUGGCAGAAGGCUGGAUCUCUGAAGACCCUGACAGCAGCCUUUAUGGAGACAUACAUUUUUAUGACUAUCUCAGUGACUGCUGGGAUUGGAAGGUCUUCCCCAAAGCUCGAUUAGUAUCCGAAUAUGGCUACCAGUCCUGGCCUUCAUUUAGCACACUAGAAAAGGUCUCAACUAAAGAAGACUGGUCUUACGGUAGCCACUUUUUCUUUCACCGGCAGCAUCAUGUAAAUGGUAACGAUGAAAUGCUUCAACAGGCUAAUCUUCAUUUCAUACUCCCCCAAAGGAAAGAUUCCUUACUCAGAUUAAAAGAUACUAUCUACCUUACUCAGGUAAGUCAUCUUCAGUGUGGAGUUGACAGGCUUCUACUCUGAACAUAUGCAAUCUUGCAGAUUUUGUCGGCUUUGUGUGGUUUGCAUUCUCUUGAUUAAGGCUUUUGUUUUUUUUUUUCAUAAUUCAGUUAUGAUAACCCAUAAGACCUGCACUUCAUUUUUGGCUUUGUUUCUCCUACAAGAAUAGCUUAGGAAAUUCUAAAACAAAUUGUGUAUUAGGAUGUUUGCAAGUUUAAGAUUAGCAUAAAGGUUGAGCAAUAAAGACAAGAGUGGAAUUUCCCUAGAAGGACAGAGAUGGACUCACAUAUGAUAUGGCUAGAGGCUUUCUGACUGUGCAGCCUGGAAAUUCACGUGGAAAAGAAUAUAGUAGUAGUGAAGUAUGCUGCACCGAGUGGAUAGAUUUACAGGAAAAUGAAAGUCCUCCAUGUGUACAAAUUAAUUUCACCACUGACCUGAGAUUUAAAGGUGAGGGUUUGGAACAGAGCCAUGUUUACAUGCUCCAGGCCUUGGGUUUGAUCCCCGAGACAAAAAAAAAAAACCUGAAAUAUAGAAGCGGUUCAUCAACUCCUUGGAGAGAACACAAGACAAUAUCUUCAUGACUUUGAGACAGAUGAAGAGUUCCUAAAACUUAGCUGGGCAUUGGUGGCACAUGCCUUUAAUCCCAGAACUUGGGAGGCAGA